CAUCCAAAAGAAGAUAAAAUAAAUAAGAGUCCAUUUUGUGCCUAAGAAAAGCCCUUUCUCCAUCAAUGAGAAGGGAAGCAAUCUGUUAAAUAAGAUCAAAGAUUACACAAGAAAUGCACGGCAUUUGUGUAGGUAGAAAUCCAUUUCUAAGCACCCCUCCAUGCUAAAAGAGAAAGUAAAGAUCUAGCUGCGGGGUCUACAAAUUGGAAGCAAUCCAAAUGUUGCCUUUUCUGGAUUGGAAUUUUUUUUUGAUAAAUUUUCUGGAUUGAAUUUAUUGAACCAUAUAAUUUUAAAAGUAUAAAUACUUUUGGCUCGUUGAGCAACAUUUACCAGUAAUAGUAUAAGAAUGUUACAGAUUUGCGUUUACACAAGGAGUAAAUCCAUUUCUCUCUUGUCACCUGUACAUUUUUCUCAAAAUGUUUCAGUUUUUUUUCCCAAAUCAACUGAUUGGUUCUUGAUUGUUAUCAAAGUUUUUGUCAGGAGUUGUCUCUACUGCCCAAUCUUUCCAAUUGGAAGAUGGAACACUUGCCCAACAUGGGAAGUGCACAAGAUCUCGAGUAUGGAGAUAUCUACCGAAAGAUUACUUAUUCUACAACCCAACUUAAGUGGUAAGAACAUAAUCAGAUAUACAAAGAAGAAAAGAAAAAGGAAAGAAGUGGUAUAUUAUAUAUAGCAGUGCAAGUUUGGUAUUUUCUUUACGCCAUGAUAAAGUGAGUGAGAUUCCUAAAAUAGACCCUUUUCUCAUAAAAGAAUGCAGUCGCUUUCACACAAGGCAAGGAAGAUACCAAAACCUCCCCCACCAAUUAGAAUUUAGAACCCAAGGUAACUCUCUUGCCAAGCUCCCAAGAUCUAAAUCCGGUGCUGCAACAUAAAAUUGAAAAACCUACACACUCCCCGAAUGUUGUCUUUUGCAGGACUCUCACCACCACCACCACUCCCCAAUGCAGCAGCGAAAGCUAUUGCAUAGACGCACAAGUCCCGUUAUCUGGUUUAUUGCCAUCAUCUGCACCAUUGUAGCCAUUGCAGUGAUAGUCACAGGCCUGGUUGUGUUCAUCGGCUAUUUGAUCAUCCGACCAAGGGUACCCUCCAUAAGCGUCACACAAGCUCAUAUGGAGAAGCUAGGCUACCACGAGACUGGACAAAUGGAUACCCAGAUCAGUAUCACCAUCAAGGCAGAGAAUGACAACGCCAAGGCUCAUGCAACCUUCUCAGACUUGAGCUUGUUUCUCUCUUUCAAUGGGAUCAAAAUAGCUCAAUUGACAGCUGGCCCCUUUGAUGUACCCAAGAACAGCUCUCUUGAUCUUCCUUACUUCGUCCAGUCGUCGUCAAUCCCAUUAGCCCCGGAGGGGAUGGAGGAAGUCGAUGCGUCAUUGAAGCGGAACAAGAUAUCAUUUGAUCUGAAAGGCGAUGUGAGGGCCCGGUGGAGGGUAGGAGUUCUAGGGUCUGUUAAGUUCUGGGGUCACAUGGCCUGCCAACUGCACUUCUUUCCAUCGAACGGGAGCAGUCUAAACCCACCACAUUGUAGCUCCAGGUCUCAGUAAUUCAAGGAUUCAAUUAUGUUUUCCUAUUUAAUUGUUUUUAUUGCUUAUUAUAGGUCAUAUUUUUCUCCUGUAUACUUUCUUCUUUCCAAUGUUCUUCUUGUUCUCUUGUCAUCUGGGAUUCUAGAACCAUAGCUUGCAGAGAAGAUACACAAGAAUUGUAAAUAACAAGAAGAAGCAAAUAAACUCGUUUUUGGUUUUUA
This is a messenger RNA of Nelumbo nucifera (sacred lotus), 1741 nucleotides long. Its product is annotated as NDR1/HIN1-like protein 12. The record is from RefSeq and is a predicted model, not a curated record. Gene Ontology annotation, cellular component: plasma membrane. Lineage: Eukaryota; Viridiplantae; Streptophyta; Magnoliopsida; Proteales; Nelumbonaceae. Gene Ontology annotation, biological process: defense response to other organism.